Messenger RNA from Thyridium curvatum, 7455 nucleotides. RefSeq lists its product as uncharacterized. The transcript has 9 exons. Gene Ontology annotation, biological process: fatty acid biosynthetic process; secondary metabolite biosynthetic process. Lineage: Eukaryota; Fungi; Ascomycota; Sordariomycetes; Thyridiales; Thyridiaceae. Bases 1 to 7455 code for a protein of 2484 amino acids. The record is from RefSeq and is a predicted model, not a curated record. Gene Ontology annotation, molecular function: oxidoreductase activity; phosphopantetheine binding; fatty acid synthase activity.
AUGGGCAGUGUAGAGAACAGUAUUUUCUGCCCGGGGGCUUCCUCGAAUGUCCAGGAGGGCGACGCUCCAGCCGCCAUCGCAGAUGCGAGCUCGAAUGGAAAGGCGGCAUUCAACUCUUACCACGAACCAAUAGCUAUCGUGGGCAUGGCCAUGAGGCUUCCUGGUGGAAUCCGCACCUCCGAUGCCUUCUGGGACUUCCUCGUGAAGAAAAGGAGCGCCCGCAGCAGAGUACCAAAUGAUCGAUACAACGUGGACGGCUUCUUCGGGCCUGGGAAGGCCGGCCAUGUCGGAACCGAGUUUGGCUACUUCCUUGAUGAUGUCGACCUCGCCGAUAUGGAUACUUCGUUUUGGACGAUGACCCGACAAGAGGCAGAUGUCAUGGAUCCGCAGCAACGUUUGGCCCUCGAAGUAGUCCAUGAAUGCCUCGAGAAUGCUGGGGCCAAAGACUGGCGUGGCAAGAGCAUUGGCUGCUACAUGGGAUGCUUUGGGGAAGACUGGCUAGACAUGGAACUCAAAGACGACCAAAAUUCCAACAUGUAUCGCAUGGCAGGCUACAGUGACUUCGUCAUCUCCAAUCGCGUUUCGUAUGAAUUCGACUUCAGAGGACCGAGUAUGACUAUCCGUACAGCAUGCUCGUCCUCUCUGACUGGUCUUCACGAGGCCUGUAUGGCUAUAACCCGCGGCGAUUGUUCCGCUGCUGUUGUGGGCGGUACGAGUAUCAUCACCGCGCCCCGGAUGACGAUUGCGCUCACAGAGCAAGGCGUUAUCUCACCGACAGGGAGCUGCAAAACAUUUGAUGCUAGUGCCGACGGUUAUGCUCGCGGCGAGGGAGUGUCGGCAUUAUACGUCAAGAAGCUGAGCGACGCGAUCCGGGAUGGAGACGCGGUUCGUGCUGUCAUUAGGUCGUCAUGUGUCAACUCCGAUGGGAAGACGCCGGGCCUUACUAUGCCGAGCACCCAGGGACACGAGUCGCUGAUGCGACAUGCCUACCAAAUGGCAGGCAUCGCAGAUUUCUCGCAGACUGCCAUGAUCGAGUGUCAUGGAACAGGUACCAAGGCUGGGGAUCCGAUCGAAACUAGGGCAGUGGCGAAUGUCUUUGGGCCCUAUGGCGUGUAUAUCGGUUCUGUCAAGCCGAACCUUGGCCAUUCAGAGGGGAACUCGGGCCUUUCCAGUGUUAUCAAGAUGGUUUUGGCUCUCGAGAACAAAACUAUUCCCCCAAACAUCAACUUCACUACGCCAAAUCCCGACAUUCCCUUCAAAGAAGGUAACUUGAUCGUUCCGGUUGAGCCUACGCCAUGGCCUGUGGGCAAAGCUGAGAGAGUGGGUGUUAAUUCGUUUGGGAUUGGAGGAGCAAAUGCACACGUCAUUCUCGAUUCGGCUUCAUCUCUAGGCCUUGGAAAACCAAGCCCUGGUAGAGCUCGCAAUUUGCCCGCGCUUCUGGUUGCCUCAGCUAAGCAUACCAACGCGCUCAAGCAAUGCAUGAACAACUUCGACACCUAUGCCCUUGAACAUCCGGGGUACCUGCAUCAUAUGAGCUAUACUCUCGGUGCCAGGCGUGAAACAUUCUCUCACAAGGCUUUCUCUGUGGCCACACCGGGUAGCCCCUUGUCAAUGUCUCCGAUUAUGACGCUUGGCAAGCCCUACAAUUUAGUUUGGACCUUCACCGGGCAAGGUGCACAGUGGGCGCAGAUGGGGAAGGAGCUUUUUGACAAUGAACCUGUGUUCCAGAACUCCAUUCGCACGCUCGAUAAAAUCCUUGCUCAAUUAGCAGAGUCACCGAAUUGGCGUUUGGAAGAUGAGCUCCUUCGGCCAAAGAACCAGAGCAGACUAUCUGAAGCCGAAUUCUCGCAACCAUGCUGCACCGCUAUUCAAAUAGGCCUUGUCGAUCUCCUGAGGCACUGGGGUGUCGAACCCCGAGCCGUCCUUGGACACUCCUCCGGCGAGAUCGCUGCCGCUUAUGCUUGCGGGGCUAUAAACUCGGUCGAAGCUAUUCUCAUAGCUUAUUACAGAGGCCAGAUCACAAAGGGACUCGGCAAAGUUCAUGCAGGCGGGAUGGCUGCGGUCGGUCUCGGGCGUCAGGAUGUCUCGUCCUUUCUUCAACCUGGUGUCGUCAUUGGCUGCGAGAACAGUCCUUCAAGCGUGACACUAACAGGUGAUAUGGAUACCCUUGAGACAGUCAUGUGCAAUAUUCAAGAUGCAUUCCCAGAAACCUUGGUGCGCACUCUGCGGGUUGAGUGUGCAUAUCACUCUCAUCACAUGGAGACGGUUGCAGGCAGAUACCUGUCUCUAAUCAAGGAUAUUGUACAUGCGGAAUCACCACUUGUGCCGUUCUAUUCCUCAGUUACAGGUAAAAUCAUUUCCACAGCUGGUGCACUUGGUGCAUCGUACUGGGUCCAGAACCUUGUAUCUCCGGUUCUCUUCUAUCCCGCUGUACGCCAAGCCCUGUCAACUCUCCCAUCCCCUACUUGUUUCGUCGAAAUUGGGCCUCACUCGGCUUUGGCCGGUCCUAUUCGUCAGGCUUUCAGAGCAUUUGAUGAUAGCCUUCUCGACUAUGUCCCGACAUUAGUUCGGAACAACAACGCCAUGGUGGACAUGCUGAACAUGGCUGGGAAUCUCUGGCUUCGAAACACGGAAAUCGACUUCACUUUGCUCAACCGCGAGUCUGAGCUCCUCUCCGAUCUUCCGUCUUAUCCAUGGCAUUACGAAGCCAAACACUGGGCUGAGAGUCGCAUUUCAAAAAGCUGGCGAAUGAGGAGCUUCAAACGCCACGAUAUUCUCGGCGAUCGCGUUCUCCAGAGCACAGAUCUGAACCCUUCAUGGCGUAAUAUUCUGAGACUCGAUGAUGUGCCAUGGAUUCGAGACCAUGAAAUUGCCGGCGAUGUGCUCUUUCCUGCAGCCAGUUUCAUCGCCAUGGCUGGGCAGGCUAUCUUUCAGUUGUCUGGUAUUGACGAUUAUACUGUGCGACGGGUCAACAUCACCACAGCGCUGGUAGUUCAGGAGGGUAAACCAAUUGAGCUAGUCACCAGCUUUCGGCCAGUUCAACUUACGACAAGUCUGCAAUCGUGUUGGUACGACUUUGAUGUGACAUCUUUGAACGGCAGCACCUGGGUCAAGCACAUAACGGGCCAGAUUCGAGCCGGUCGCGAAUUCGAGCACACCCAAAGCGCUAUUGAGCCACUGGAACGUCAGGUUUCCGCCUCGGGAUGGUACCGUGUUAUGAGGCGAUUCGGAUUGGCCUAUGGACCUAGGUUCCGUCUCCUCAAAGAUGUCACGACUGGAGUUGAUGACACAAAGGCGGUCGCUACGAUCGAGGACGGGAACUUUGAGGAAAGAGAAUCAUCAUACGCUCUUCACCCUGCAGCCCUUGAUGCGUCAUUCCAACUUUUGAUGGUCGCCGCUUUCAAGGGAAUAUCCAGGCGGUUUGAUACUCUAUCGGUUCCAACAUACGUAGAGGAACUUUACGUCAGGCCUCCGAAUGGAGUCGUGCGGAUGCAGGGCGAGGCUACACGAAACGCUAGAGGGCUUUUCGGAAGCCUUUCCGGAGUUUCGAAUGGGGAAACUGUGAUCAGCCUCAAGAAUCUUCAGCUCUCGCCCUUGGUCCACAGCGAAGAGAUUGUGGGUGAUGAUCCUCACGCCGCCAUUGAGCAGAGAUGGGAUCGUGAUCUCAACUUCCUCGAUCUCUCAACAUUGAUGUUUUCAAGGGAUAUUACUCAGGAGCACAUGCUCCUUGAGAAAUUUGCCUUGGCAUGCAUGAUUGAAAGCAGUGUCCAGCUUGAGAGAUUGCAGACUGACAUCUGGUAUAUGAACAAAUUUCGUGCUUGGCUAGCCGCCCAGCGGGAGACUGCCUGCACAGGUGACUAUCCAAACGUUGCAGAAUCCGGAGAUCUGGCCACGAUGAGCAGCCAGGACAGAAGGCAGCUCAUAUGCGAGCUUUAUGAUCAGCUGUCCAAGACAGGGGCAAAGGAUGUUACGAUUGCAGUCCAUCGCAUAUUCUCCUCCGUGGCUGGCAUCUUCGAAGGUACAGUCAACGCGCUUGACGUCCUCUUGAACAACGAUGUUCUCACUGGAGUCUACAAUUAUAUGCAGCUCUGGGAGUAUGGCGAGCUGUUUCGCCUGCUUGGUCAUACUAAGCCAAACCUCAAAAUCCUCGAAAUCGGUGCCGGGACCGGCGGGACAACCAGCACUAUCAUACCGCAUAUGACUUCCAGCUAUGGCGAGCGCCUGUACGGAACGUAUACGUACACCGAUAUUUCUGCAGGCUUUUUUGUCACUGCGAAAAAUCGGUUUCACGAUGUCGCUGGAAUGGAGUACGCGGUAUUAGACAUCUCUAAGGACCCCAUUGCGCAAGGCUUCAAAGCCGAGUCUUUCGACCUCAUCAUCGCCUGCAACGUCUUACACGCCACCCCUAGCUUGCACGACACGCUGACCAACGUCCGUAAACUCCUUCAUCCUCGUGGCAGGCUGCUCCUACAAGAGCUAAGCCCUACGACAAAGUGGAUCAAUUAUGUCAUGGGUCCUCUGGCAGGUUGGUGGCUUGGAGAAGCGGAUGGUCGCGUGGAUGAGCCGUACGUAACUCCUGAUCGGUGGGACCAGGAGCUCAAGGCAGCUGGCUUUGGGGGGAUUACCACCGUCAAGUUUGAUGGGCAUCUUAACAACAACAUCAUCGCCAUGCCAUCUUGCGAUAAACACAAAACGAAACGAAUCACGAUACUGGUACCCGAACCGAGCUCCCCUCAUGUGAUCGACAUUGUCAAUCUUCUUAACCAGAGAGGGUACGAAACAGAUUACUGUGCGCCCUUGGAGAUUCCGCGGCCCGGACAGAUGGUACUAUCCCUCUUGGAUAUGGGCGAACCAUUCUUCCAUAAUCUGACCUCUGAGCGUUUUACCUGGCUCCAGUCGAUUCUAGACUGUAUCAAAGAGUCCGGGAUGUUGUGGAUAACUGCGGCUUGCCAGAUCAUGUGCAAAGACCCUCGUUAUUCCCAAACGCUCGGCUUCGCACGAACCAUCCGUUCGGAACUACAAAUCGAUUUCGCUACCCUCGAACUUGACAGUUUGGUUGACGCGGCGGCAUGGGCAGUCAUCCCAGAUGUUUUGCACGAGUUUGAACAUCGUGUCCAUGAAGACGAAAUGAAUCCAGUCAUGGAGUAUGCCUACGAUAGCGGGGCAAUCCAGGUCGGCAAAUUCCAUUGGAUUUCUGUGAACGAGUUGUUGCAAGAGGAGCAAGACACGACCCGCGCGAGACAGCUCGAUAUUGAAAGACCAGGAGCGCUUCAGACACUGUUCUGGCAACAGGUUAGGUCUCUUCCCGAAGUUGCAGAGGACUGGGUAGAAAUAGAGCCCCGAGCAGUUGGCUUGAACUUCAAGGAUGUAUUGAUUGCUAUGAAUAUUGUUCCUGGCCCUGACCGCAUGAACGGCGAAGGGGGUCUGGGAUGCGAAUGCAGUGGCGUUGUCACCAAGGUUGGGCCGAACGUUGUGGGGCUCAAGAUUGGAGAUCCCGUCGUCUCAAUUGCCGCAGGUUCCUUUGCCACCAAGUUGACCACCCGGGAGCAUCUGUGUACCAAGAUGCCCGAUGGCUUGAGCUUUUCUGAGGGCGCGACCAUACCAUGCACCAUCCUGAUUCAUUCUGCGGCCGGUGGGGUAGGCAUCGCCGCAAUCCAGGUUGCAAAGAUGAUUGGGGCCGAAGUGGGUUUCCAGGUUGAAAAUACAUGCUUCUCUGUGGUGGCUAAUCGCGAGCAGAUUUACUGUACCGUGGGCACGUCAGAAAAGGCUGGUUUCUUGACGCAACACUUCGGGAUCCAUCGUGAUCGGAUAUUCUACUCGCGGGACACUAGCUUUGUUCCCGAUAUCAUGGCUGCCACGAAGGGCCGCGGUGUGGACGUAGCACUCAACUCCCUCUCCGGCGAGCUGCUACAUGCCACCUGGCGAUGCAUUGCCAAAUUCGGAAUCAUGGUGGAAAUCGGCAAGCGGGACUUCCUUGGUCGGGCGCAUCUCGCGAUGGACGUCUUCGAGCAGAACCGCUCAUUCCAGGGAGUAGACCUUACUGAGGUCUGUACGCAGCGCCCGGUGCUCAUGAAUAGUCUUCUUCAGCGGGCUAUCCGGUACUAUGAGCAGGGCCACAUCAAACCUAUCAGUCCCAUCAAACAGUUUGAUGCAACACAAGUGGAAGAUGCAUUCCGAUUCAUGCAAAAAGGGCAACACAUUGGCAAGAUCGUCAUCAUAUUACCUCAGGCAAAGCAAAUGUCACUUCUUCGAGUGAAAACAGAGAGAAGAGAGCUGACCUUUCGUCAAGACCGUGCCUACCUGAUCGUUGGGGGACUCGGCGGCCUCGGACGCUCAGUCGCAUCGUGGAUGGUAGAGCGAGGCGCGGCUCACAUAAUCUUCUUUUCACGAUCUGCGGGGGCAGUACCUAAGGACGAUCCUUACCUACGCGAACUCGAAGCUCAAGGGUGUGCUGUACAAACCUUCUCUGGCAGCGUUGCCAAGGCGGGCGAUGUUGCCCGCGUGAUCAGAGCUGCUGGAAGGCCGAUUGCGGGCGUGCUCCAGGCGUCUUUAGUGCUUAGUGAUGCUUCGAUAAACGAGAUGACCUUCGAGCAGUGGCAGGCAGCGAUACAGCCCAAGGUUCAAGGAACUUGGAAUCUUCACAAGAUCCUCCUCUGUCAAAAGGAACCUCUGGACUUCUUCUUCCUCUUCAGCUCCCUCUCGGGGCUUGCGGGGCAACCCGGCCAGGCCAACUACGCUAGCGCGAAUGCCUUUCUGGACGCCUUCGUCCAGUACCGUCAUGCCCAGGGACUGCCAGCUUCUGUCCUCGACAUCGGUGCAAUGGACGACGUAGGUUACUUGAGCAAGAAUGCCAGUAUCCUUGAAGCUUUACGCGCGACCACCCUCCAUGUGCUUCAUGAGCAAGACCUUCUCGACUCUCUCGAGUUGAUGAUACGCCGUUCUCGUCCUCAACUAUCCACUGUCGGAACGCCUUUUGGGUAUGUAAGCGGUAGUCAGGUAGGAAUCGGCUUCCGCUCAUCCAUUCCAUUGUCGGCACGCAACAAUCGCACGAUAUGGAAGCGCGAUCCUCGGAUGGCUAUCUACCGUAACAUCGAACCACAGGCGGUAGUUGCGAACAUUGUCUCAGGCGACAACGUUCUGAAGCAUUUCCUUUCCGAAGCGAGCAGCAACCCGGGUACCCUCCAAUCAGCUGAGAGCAUUUCAUUUCUCGCCAAGCAGAUCGGAGAGACCCUCUUUGGCUUCAUGAUGCGUGAUCUCGGGAGUCUAGAUUUGAAAGCGCCGCUAAGCUCGCUUGGCGUGGAUUCCCUCGUCAGCAUCGAAUUGCGCAAUUGGUUGCGGCAGAACAUAGGGGCUGAGUUCACAGUGCUGGAAGUUGCGGGUUCAGAGAAUUUACUGGAUCUGGGAGGGAAAACCGUGGCUAAGCUAGGCGAACGUUACGCUACUGCUGCCGUGUAA